Molecule: messenger RNA, 4020 nt
Organism: Protopterus annectens (West African lungfish)
Lineage: Eukaryota; Metazoa; Chordata; Ceratodontiformes; Protopteridae
Gene: INHBB
Product: inhibin subunit beta B
Exons: 2
Coding region: 1105-2280 (391 amino acids)
Biological process (GO): SMAD protein signal transduction; BMP signaling pathway
Cellular component (GO): extracellular region
Molecular function (GO): cytokine activity; growth factor activity
Source: RefSeq, a predicted model, not a curated record
UUCCAGUCCAUAAUGCCAGCAAUGUGGUGAAAUGGUUUGCAUUGCAUGGCAGUAAAAAAAGGAGAGAAGCCAGCUCUGCAGCUCUUGAGCAGUCCGCCGGGCUUUGGAAACGCCCCCCCUUCUCCCCUGCGACGACCGAUCACACACGCACCAAGAGAGGGACCCAUUGACUGCCUGUCUCUGCGCACACUGGAAAUGGACACUCGAAUUCUUCUUCUGCAUCCACCUUCCCUACUUUUGCAGUACACGCUGAUUAGUUCUCCUUAACAUCUACAUGUGGAGUGACUAUAUUAAAAGUGAUCUCUUAAAUGUACAUAGCUACUACCAAGAAGCAACAAGGGGACCAAGUGCAGCAACAAGGGGGUAUUGUUCCAUAGAGCAGACUUGAACUUCUUUUGACUCCAACAAAGGGGAUUUUCUUUUUUGUACAACAGUUUUUCUUGCUCCAAUAAUGCUUUAGUGAAAAGAGAAAGGAUAUGUGCUAGCUCAAAACCACCGACCAUGCUGAACACUGCCGAUUUCACUAAAGCUGUUUGGAGGUCAGUCAUGGCAUGACACGUCAGAAGGCGUCCGAGGUGCCACCCAUAGUAGAGAACGAAGGGCUGCUGGUGCCUGACCGAGGGGAAGCUCAGGCUGCUCCCAGUUCGACUGCUAUUACUCUUGACUCUGUAAAGUUGCAGCCCCUCCCCUCGGGAAUUGGAAAGUAGUUUUACCAGCAGCAGCACCGAAGAGAUGGACUCUGCUGUGUACUACAGGCUGCAUUAACUGAAUCAUUCAAUUGGAAAGACAGGCACCUAAACACAUUUUAAUAAAAAAAACUCCGCAAUCAGAGGAUAUUAGCUGGAGAAUUUCUUUUCGAGGCAGAUUUAAGCACAGCUGAUUGUAUUGUAUCUAAAGGAUACACACUUAAGUAGAAGGUUGCUUUGAUGUUACAGAUCGAGGUAGUGACCGCCUUAAGGUGGUGGUUAGGAUGUUACUGAAACAAUAACUGAGAGACCCUUUUUGGCUUUUCAAGCACGUGGUGCUUUGAGUUUGACUUAGCUGUUGUACUUGAUAUUGUUUUUGUUUUGGAGAAAAGCAGAAACGAACUCAGAAGCUCUGGAAAUGAGUGGAAUUGCUGUAACUGUGUUGUGUUUAACAGUAGUCUUCCUUGGGGUCAGCGAAGGUACCCCUGCCCCAGGGACUGAGCCGAGCCCGAGUGUGCCGCAGGAGACGUGCGCAUCCUGUGGCGGAAGGCAGCUUGAUGAUCCACUUGGUGCCCGUUUGGACACUGACUUUCUGGAGGCAGUAAAGAGGCACAUACUGAACCGUCUGCAAAUGCGGGAGAGGCCGAACAUUACCCACCCAAUCCCUAAAGCAGCCAUGGUAACGGCUCUUCGCAAGUUGCAUGCUGGCAAAGUACGGGAGGACGGCCGGGUGGAGAUCCCUAACCUGGACGGCCAUGCUACGGUCAGUCAGGAAGUGCUGGAGCAGAGCUCAGAGAUCAUUAGCUUUGCAGAGACAGAUGACGUGGCAUCUUCUACAUCACGUAUUUACUUUCUGAUCUCAAAUGAAGGGAAUCAAAAUCUCAUUGUUAUACAGGCCAACCUGUGGCUUUAUUUAAAAGUGGCACCUUCAAAUCCAGAAAAAAUCAGCAGGCGAAAGGUAACACUGAAAGUUUAUUCCCAAGAUGCUAGAAAGAGUAGUAAGUGGAAUGUAAUUGAAAAGAGGGUAGAACUGAAAAGAAGUGGCUGGCAUACCUUCCCCAUGACAGAGGCAAUCCAAAGCCUGUUUGAAACUGGAGAGAGACGGCAGAGUUUCGACAUUCAUUGUGAAGGCUGUGAUGCGCUUGCAGUAACACCGGCCUUUGUACAUCCUGCUGAUGAGGCUCACAGACCAUUUUUAGUGGUUCAAGCACGGGCAGCAGAUAGCAAACACAGGAUUAGGAAAAGAGGACUGGAGUGUGAUGGUAGGACCAAUCUCUGUUGCAGGCAGCAGUUUUAUAUUGAUUUUAGGCUCAUUGGCUGGAAUGACUGGAUCAUAGCACCCUCUGGUUACUAUGGGAACUAUUGUGAGGGCAACUGUCCAGCUUAUAUGGCUGGAGUCCCAGGCUCUGCUUCUUCUUUUCACACUGCAGUAGUCAAUCAGUACAGAAUGCGAGGGAUGAGUCCUGGUUCCAUGAACUCUUGCUGCAUUCCUACAAAGCUUAGUACCAUGUCAAUGUUGUAUUUUGAUGAUGAAUACAACAUAGUCAAAAGAGAUGUUCCAAAUAUGAUUGUGGAGGAAUGUGGUUGUGCUUGACUGUGAAAUGUACUAACUAUACUAACGAGAUAACUCACAUCUCUUCCUUACUGUCAUCCAUCAGGGAAAAGUUGGUGAAAGUCAAUAUGGCUUAAUUGCAUAGGGAAAAUGGCCUACUUUCCUAUUAGGAUGGCACCUAAUGGACUGUGUUAAGCUGUUAACAUAUCCUAUACACUUAGUUUUCAAAAGUAUCAUAAUGAAAUGUAACAUCUUAAGAACAGCUGCAGUCUUUUUAAGGUUAAGAAAAGCAACAGAGGGUGUGAUGACUAAUGAGGUAUUUGCCAAGCAGCCCAAUAAGUGACAAAAUGUUACACCAGCUGGUUGAGAAGUGAUGUCCUUACAAAUGUAUGGUCCAUAAAAGGGAACACUAUCUGCCACUAUAAAUGGACUUACUUCAUGUCUGACAUCUUUCGAAUCCAAGCAAGCUUUGUUUCAUCAUCUGUGACAAAAAUAACCUUCUCUGGCAGCGUUUGGUAAUACCUAAUGUUUGUAACGUAUAAGUCUUGUUACAUAGUACUUGCAAUAUGGAGUUAUGUCAUCAUGAUAGAAGGGGAGGACAGAUUAAGAGUUUCUAUUGCUACAAUAAGCUAAUGACUUUAUUUUCACUAAUUAACUUCCAGGUGGAUUUGGCCCACCAUUAUUAGUUUAACUAACCCCCACAACUGGUGAAAGACCAUCAUGUUUAAGAUAUUAUAUAAAAGGGACAUUUCUGUACAGUCUUAGAGUUUGAUAUAUGAACUUUAUUUAUGGUCUUAAAAUUUAAGCACAAAGUCCUUAAUUUUUUUAAAAUCAAUGUUCAAACGUGGUGCUCAGGAAGAAGUUAACUAGUGGUGUUCGUUAAUAUUGUUGAAAAGACGUUACCGAUAACUGUUACAACAAAGGUCUCAGAAAUAUUCUCCUUAAGAACAAAGAUCUGAAAAAUGUAUGUGAGGUCGAAUAACUGUAUUGAGCUUUCUUGUCAGUGAAAAGCCUUGGAUGUCGUCAGAACUAUAUCAGAGUCAUGAUACAGCAUAGCACUUGCAAACUGCUGGAUACAUUGAUUAAUAGCACUUGUCUUUCUCAAUGCCUUGAAGAGUGAUACUUGGUAAUGCACUUACGGUUUCCCACAAUCCAGUUCAUAUGUGCCGCAUGAGCUAUGCAAUAUAAAGCACUGACCCAUACCAGACACAGUGGAUUAAUGUGACUUUUUCACCUUUUUAUACUUGAAAUCAAAUCUUUCACUUUUGUGUCUUAAGUGAAAGAUUGCUUUUAAUAUUUGCACUGAAUAGUUGCAUCAAUAGUUAAAAAUGCCAUUUUAAAAAGAAAAAAAUGUUAUUUUUAUAGCAACAAAAUGAAUACAGUUGAAAUGUAUUAUACAUGAUUUUACAACCAAAGAGGCCAGGAUUUUAGUUUUUAAUUAUUGUUUGAUGGCAAGGCCAUCAUAUAUUAUGUAGUAAUGUUCCUUGAUCUCUAAGGAGGCUUACAUUUUGUUUCAGGGUACAGUUCGGCAUCUGUAUGUUAAGUUUGGCAUUUCUUUUUAUAUGUGACAUGCACAUGGAACGUAGGAUGGACAAGAACUGUUGUAGAACACUGAUGUUUUAUGGAUUAAAGUUAAUUUUUUUAUGUUUAUUUAAUAAACUUUUUUUUAGUUACUGUUACAUUAUUAAUAAUUUAAACCAAACAUGAUUCAUUUAGGUUUACUGUUAAACAUAUUUUACAGUUCUGUACAGUUUUAAAUAAAGUAAAACAAUUCAAAAAUAA